GUCCGAGCCGCGCGAGGCGAGUGCGCCUGCGCGGGGAGGAGGGGGUGGGGGUUCCGGACCACGUGGCUGACGCGGGGCCGCCCGCUUGCCUGCUGGGAGCAGAGAGGGCCGGGCCUCGAGUGCGGGAGCGAGCGAGCGAGCGCCAUGGCGUCGGCGUCAGCGGCAGGAGCAUGCUCGAGAGAAGAGGCCUCGGCCGUGGCGGCGGCGGCGGCCCCCACCGGCGCGCUGCCGGUCUUCGCGGCGGCGGCCCCCUGCGCCUUCUCCCCCGGCGGGCGGCGCUUGGUGGCUCUGUCGGGGCCCGACGGGCGGCUCCGCGUGUGGGAGACGGGCAGCAGCCGCCUGCACCACGAGUACGUGCCCUCUGCCCACCUCAGCGCCGCCUGCACCUGCCUGGCCUGGGCGCCGCCGGGAGCAGCAGGAGGAGGAGGCCGCCCGUCGCCCAGCAAGGUAUCCCCGUCCCCCCAGGGCUGGAGGGGGUCGGAGCGGGACGGGAAGGGAAGGCUGGGCCUCCUUCGCCUCCCCCGACGGGAGGGAGCCUGUCAGCCCUCGCGGGGAGGGAACGAGGGGGGAGGCAGGAAAGGAGAGGCCUCUCCCACCCCCACCCCAGAAAAAACCCGAAGCAGCAGCGAGCCUUGCUUCUUCCUCACGUGCGGCUGGGCCUCGGGUGCCCAAGAGGAAAAAGCAGCGCUUUUUGGCCUGGCCUCGUAGGGGGUGUAGUGGUUUUGCAAUAGGGGGUGAGUGGGGGUUUUCCUCCUCUUUCCCCGAUUCUUUUUUUGGGGGUGGGGGGUUUGAGGAUUUCUGCUCUAGCGGGCCCCGUCCACCUCCACCACCACCAGGGCUCCCUUGGGCCGCAGCUGCAGCACAUGUGUUCCGCUGUGGCUCCGCCCCGAGGCCGUCGCAUGGUGGCUGGCAGAGAGGAGUUUGCGCCCCGUGCGAGUGGAAUCUGCGCCACCAGGGCGAAACCGCAUCCUGGCCUUGACUAGGUAGCCUAGCCUCGGUCUGUAAAGAAGCUCUGGGUGGUCGUUCUCCCCCCCCCCCCCAAGCUCUAAACAAGAUCUCAAGUUAGGAACUCAGGGAGCUACUUUAUUCCAUUUAAAAAAGCAAAAAACUAUCAUCUGCACACUCUGGGAGUAUAGUAGCUUUUCAAGUUUCACGCAGGAGGGCUGAAUUCGGGGUGGUUUGCAUAAAAAAGCAAGUAGUGGUACUACUGAGAUAUGGCCCCCCUCCCCUUUCCUAAUCCAAUCCCUGAGUCCAGAGAUGAUGCUGAGGACUCAGCCUUGGGUGGUGUGUGUAAGUCUCUCCCUCUCUGUGUAUAGGAAGCCAGUCUCCAUAAUGCUAUUCCACUCCAGUGAUACUAAGAAAUAAAUCCCCACCCCCCAGAUCAAGUUAGGAGUGGGCUGCAUCCUUGAUAGCUUGGUAACAGAGGAUGUGGGGCAGCCCCCCACCUUGGUUAUGUUCUUCAGUGCACCCCUUUACUUCAUCCUGUGCAAAUGAAUUCACUCCAGUGGGUGAUCACUGUAGGGGUGUCAAAACUAGUUCCUGUACAUCUCAAUUUCUUUAGUGAGAGUAAGGAUAAAUGGCAAGGGAGCCGUGUAAGAGAUAUAGAAGCUAAUCGCCAAAUGGCACCUUAAACCUAGGUUACGGUUGCCACAACAGAAUGUCUAGGCACCUUUUUUUGGCAAUGAGAUUUCUUAUUGUUAAUAUUUUCAUUCCUAUACUGCUUUAUGUUUUAAAGGAAAAAAGUCUCAAAUCUCAAAACAAUCCAGAAUACGACAAAUUCAUGCUUCAAGGAAAAUAUUUCAGAUCCUUCUCUGACGUUUUGCUUUCCCCAUAUUUAUUUAUUUACCUACCUACCUAAUUUAUAUAGCUGCCCCAUAGCAGAAGUACUCUAGGAAGCCAGUGUGGUGUAGUAGCUAAAGUGUCAGAUUAGGACUUAGGAGAUCAGGGUUCAAAUCCCCAUUCAGUCAUGAAGCUCACGGGGGGACGGACCCUUGGCCAGUCACAGCCUCUUAACCAACCUCCCAGGGUUGUUGUAAGGAUUGCUUCAAAGUUUGCUUUUGAAGGCUGUAGCCUUCUGCUGCAACAGUUGUCCUCAUUUGGCACAUGGAUGUUCUUCAGCAAAAUCCCAUCCCUGUUUAUUCAAAUGCAAGUCCUAUUAAAUGUGUAUAGAAUGUAGCCUUGGUGUCCUAAUUUACUAUUUUAUUUAUAACCUGCUUUUUCUGUUAGUUCAGAUAUUUUCUGCACAGUCCAUCAGUUGCUCAGUAUUGAUCCCAAUGGAACAGUGGCCUUGUGAGCUCUUUGUACUAAAUCUGAUAUGUGAACAAAUAAAUAGGGGCAGCCUUCUCUAUAUCACCACAUCAUUCACAAACUUAGAAGAGUUUCCUUUUUAUCUUGGUUUUCCAAGGAACGUGGCAAAGUUACUGCUAGUCUUGUAGCAAGUUGAAAGAAUAAAUUUAGUGCACAUUUUUUCCUAUGGUCACAUAUAAGUCAGUGUAAAGUACAGACAUAAACUUUGUUUCCAUAGGCGCAUUUGUUAGCCAAUUCUGUUCAAAAUGUUGCAGAACUAAAACACCCUUGCUUGAACCAUUCAUGUUGCUCAUGUUAUUUAAUAAUACAUAAAAAUCAUUACAGUUGUACCUUGGAUCCCGAACGCCUUGGUACUUGGACGUUUUGGCUCCCAAACACUGCAAACCUGGAAGUGAGUGUUCCUGUUUGCGUAUGUACUUUGGAACCCAAACAUCCGACGGGGCUUCCAAUUGAUUGGCUGCACCCUGCAGCCAAUCAGAAGCUGCACUUUGGUUUCCGAACGUUUUGGAAGUCGAAUGCGUUUCCGGAACAGAUUCCGUUCAACUGUAGGACUGUAUUCUUGAUCAGAAGAAUUCAUGUGCUAAAAUACCUCUAGUCACAUGAAGCUUAUCUAUAUAUUGUAACAUCAUGCAUUCCUCAACACCUUUUAACGUAUUAAAAAGGGCUACACAUUUUUGAGAGGGAAGGCUUGCUACCAAGACUAAGAAUGUCCUGGAGAUGAGUAUAAAACAGAAAGCAGAUUUCCUGGCAGCAUUCAACUCAACCUGGGCAGUCUGUAUUUCAGGGUACUUUCUUUCUUCUGUCCAUGCCCAGUUUGAUCAGGAGUAAGUUGUCCCCCGCCCCAAAGAUCUUAAUACUUAUUGCUUCUUUGUGCUGAAUUUUGAGACCUGUUAAAAAAAACAACAACAGUGGUCUGCAGAGAGAAAGAAAUGUAACUGUUUAGAUAACAUGGAUUCCAAAAAGCCUCAACAUCUCUAAAACUGAUAGUGUUGGCUUUUGAAAUCAGUACUUCAUUCAAUAUGAUUUACUUGUAACCUUAAAAUUAAGAACCCAAAUGCUUACUAAAUUUGUUGACAAAUCUUCUAGUAUGGAGAAAUCUGAAUUUAUGCAUGGAAAGGUAUAAUCAUUUAGUGGAGAGCUGCUUUGUGUGUAGUUGGGGGUUUUUUUGUAUUAAAUGAAAUUACUGUAGCAAUUGGUACAAUUGUUAAAGCUAUACACACAUACUCAGACCACACACUCUGAUUCCUUUCCUCACAUCCUGAUUCAGACAUACUGUGAUUCACUGCAGUGUCUGAAACAGGCAAAAAUGGUUUGUAUGAAUUGUAGUAAGAUUCUAAAACAGAAUCAGAAGCUGAGCUGUAAAUGUUUCUAAUUCUGAUUUGGAAGCAAACGACCAUUUAUGUCACAGAUGGUCAACCUAGGCCCUCCAGAUGUUGUUGGAUUACUCAGCCCCAACCAGGAUGGACGGUGGUCAGGGAUCAUGGGCCUUGUAGUCCAACAAGCUUAGUGUGGUUGUAGAUGUUAAUUUAUAAGUAAGAUUUUAAAUGGGAUAUGUGUGUGUCUGUAUGUGUGUGUUUGUGUUUGUGUUUGUGUGUGUGUGUGUAUAUAUAUAUAUAGAGAGAGAGAGAGAGACACACACACACACACACACACACACACACGUACAGACAUAUAAGUGAUAUGUAUAUGUUUUUGGUUUUCCUUUCUACUUUAGGUGCCAGAAACCAAAGUUUGUUCUUAAGGCUUGUGCAGAGCUUAAUUCAAAGCAGUACAAACCUAAAAUAAGUUUAAGAAAGUAGACUUCAGGUUUUCAUGCUAGCAGUUCAGAGAGAAUCAGCUUAGUGAGUUUAUAGGUGAGAAAUCAAAUAUGCUCUUUGUGUGGUGGUCUAGUUCACAGUAUUGUCCAGACUGACACCUGCCAUUCAUGCUGUGUGUCUUGCCUAUUACUGAGACUCCUUCACUGGUGUCACUUGUGGGAAGGGUGAAAAUCUUGGGUAACAUUACUGCCAAACCUGGAAGGCAGAUGUUGGUCUGGGGGCAGGGGAGCCGGCCUGCAGAGAAACAGCAAAAUAGAAACUGAAAGCAGAGAGGAGGGAAUUGCGAUUUAUGUGGAACAAAACGGGGAAAAAAUGGUUUAAUUUUAUAAACAAAUAGGGCAUCAGAAGCCUUUGGGCAGGGAAAUAGAAAAGAGAGGGGGUAAUGGAGGGUGGGGCUCACAUCCAUGGUGGCAAGGAGUGAAACCCAGUUUGCAAGUAACACUAAACCAAAUCUUGACUUACUGUGUGAGCAUGUGGAUUCCCAGUGAGGAGACCACAGCCGCUGCACUCAUGCCCUUGUCCUGCUGCUGUGCUGCCCAGAGCUAUGCCAUGGUUUGGCUUAGUAUGUUGUCAAAACUCACCAUUUGUGGUUUGUCUCAUUCCAGGCAAAUUGCAAGCUGUUUUUUAAAAAAUAAUUAAGGGACAAAUACCUUGGUUAUUGGUUACAAGCUUGUGGUUUGGAUGAUGAACUAAGUCAAACCAUGGCUUUACCCUGGGUAGCAUGGUGGCAGCAGAAUUGGGAGAGGAAUGCAGCAGUGACAGUUUCCUCUCUGGGAACACCACACUAAGCCACGGUUUGGCUUAGUGUUCUGAGCGAACUGAAGCAGAGAGGGAAGACUACAUGCAUACUACAAAGAGGAUGGCGAGAGUAGAGCACACUGGGGGACAGGAUUAAUAAAGAGAUUCAGAGAAACAAGUUAAAAAAGAGAGCAGGGGUUCCUACAGGCUGCUGGAAGAAAAAGGAAGAUAGAAAAUCAGUUAAAAUAAUGAAACUAUAGCAAAAAUGGUUGUCCAUUGUUUACUUAGUGAGACAAUCCUCCUGAGUUAAUAGAAGCAUAACUGGAUCGGAAUGAUUUGAGUUGUGGCCCAAUAUUUUUUAAAGGUGGCAGUUAAGAACAACAUUUCCUGUUAAUUCAUAUUAGCUCUUUUUGUAGCCAUAGGUGAAUAACAUACUUUUGGCAUAGUCUUUUUAAAUGAAUAAAUUGAAGAUGAUGCCUUCCUCUUUAUGUGGCUGGGAGAGAGAUUUUGCAGAAUAUUUUUAGCUUGUUUUGGAGACGAGGAAAAAAAGAGCAAAAUGUGUGCUUUUAAACUUGCUCUUGAACAUGGCCCUUACUGGAAUAAAGGCAAUACUUAAUAUUGAGUAUAGGUUGUCUCAUUUGGGGAAUAAAGCAUUUAAAGCAGGAGCUUGGUUUUGUUCUGGGUUUUCUUUAAAAUAUACAACUAAGGCUCUUAAGUUUAUCCCCUUCAAUGUGUGAAUAAACUUUGUUUCGUUUUGCCCAAGGAUAGCAAACAUGGAGCCCUCCAGGUGUUGAACUGCAACUCCCAUUAGCCCAACCCAGUAUGAUCAGGAAAGAUGCAAAUUGGACUACAGCUUAACCUGGAGGGCACAAUAUUGGUUAUCCCUGACCUUGCCUGUAAAACUGUAAUUUAAUAUAGCCAACCAGACUAUUUCUUCUGUCUUCAUUUGAUCGCUUUACAGGAAGGCCCUCAGAGAAAGAAGAGGAAAUCUGAAGCUGCAGAAGCAGGUGAACAGUUAGAUCUUUUGGCUAUUGGUACUGCAGUUGGCAGCAUUUUGUUAUACAGCACAAUAAGAGGAGAAUUACAGAGUAAACUAGUAAGUAUUACUUGCAACAACAUUCAAUGUUUUUCUAUGACUAAAAUAAAUUGUAUUUUUCUUAACAUAGGUUUUAUUAGACUAGCUUAAUCAUAGCUCACAUACAAUGGUUCAAGCAUUGAUGCAGUUAGAAAUGGAAUUUGUAAAACCUGCAAGGUGUCAUGGGAACUUGAAAUGCUUGUGUUUUUGGUGAAAUACAUGACAAGAGAAUAAAUUACCCAAAUUUCAUGCAGCUGCUUAUAUGAAUUUUACAGUGUGCUGCUUAUACAGUGUGCUGACAGUGUGCUGCUUAUAUGAAUUUUACUUGAAAUUAACAAAGUCCUUCAUAAGUAACUUAUUUAGGUUUUGUAAAAGAAUGUACUUCCCUGUCUGUGACUGAAAAGAUGGGAAGUUAAUAUUUGGGUAAAUUACAAUGUAUCUCUCUUGGUGGACCUAUGGUUUUUUAACAUGUAUAUUAGUGUCCGGGUAAGUGGACUUAAAGGAAUAGCAAGAUGUAUAAAGAAUUCAAGGGGGAUAAUUCAAGUUAAGCCAGAAGCAGGCUGAAAUGCCAGAAGGGUCUCAUGACGCAGAUGGACAAAUUUUGCUUCCUUGAUAUUCUGGAAGUAUUCCCUGAUAUUUGGGUAGUAAGUCAGUGGUCUGCUUCAUGCAUUUCCGCUGGGCUGCAGUUACCAAAAAGGUAAACAAUUUCGGAGGGUGAUUAGAAAUGUUAUACAAAUACAUAAAAUAUUCAUACCACCUCAAUAUGUCAGUAAUAAGCAAGUUCAGGUACCCAUAAUGGGGAACCUUUGGCCUGCCGGGCUGUUUCUAGCCAUCUUUGCCUGCAUGCCAAUGAUGUGAUGUAAUUUGAUGUUACCUGUUAGCCAUUUUAAUUUGCCCCACCACUUUUCACAGUUUUCCUAGGGUUACAUUGAAGUCACAGUUUGUAGUUCUUUGCUGUGGUUUUUAUUGUACAAUUUUUAAAGACACAUUUGAAAAUGGUACAUUUUCUGCAUCUUCUGUCCAGUUGCUAGAGGAGUUUCUGCAGAUCCUCAUAUCAUCUAUGGUAAUGCUGAGGAGCCCCCUUCUUAAAAUGAUUCAUUCAGGGAGAACUUGAAAAGUAGAAGAGCAUGAUAGAGUGGACACAUCUCUUGUAUGACUAGAUGUAGUGAUUAUGGGACAGCUCAGGAAAGAGGUACUCAAACAAUUAAAAACAAGGAUAUAAUCAUGUUGGUCCAUAAGAGAGAGAAAAAACCCUCCAACGCCCACUCUUAGAUAGCACCUUUAUUAGUACCAACCCAAAAAGUCAGAAGAAUGUGUCAAGCUGUUGGGCUCUUCAGGAUUUUUCAUUGGGCAUGGUGUUACCUGGGAUGGAGACAGUAGUUGGAUGAGGAAACUUACCGUAUUUUUUGCUCUAUAAGACUCACCUUUUCUCUCCUAAAAAGUAAGGGGGAAUGUGUGUGUGUCUUAUGGAGCGAAUGCAGGCUGCGCAGCUAUCACAGAAGCCAGAACAGCAAGAAGCGAUCCCUCUUGCUGUUCUGGCUUCUGAGAUUCAGAAUAUAUUUUUUUCUUGUUUUCCUCCUCCAAAAACUAGGUGCGUCUUGUGGUCUGGUGCGUCUUAUAGAGCGAAAAAUACAGUAGCUGCUUCUCAAUCUAACCUACCUCACAGGGUUAUUGUGGGGAUUAAAUUAGGAAUGGGAGAACCAUGUUUGUCACCUUGAGCUUCUUGGAGAAAAAGGUGAAAUAUAAAUGCAACAACAACAACAACAACAACAAAUGACAACGAUGAUGCUACUACUAAUAAUAACAAUCCAUCUGUGUUCAAACAUGGUCUGCCUGCUGCUGCUACGUCUAGUUCAACCCUGGCUAACAAAGCCAUGUGUUUUCCACUACUUUGUCCUGAAGAAGUUUGCCCUAAGCAUGAAGUUACUGGGCGUGAAUGAUAGAGCACAGAGUAAUCCACAAGCGCCCCAGUGACAAAUGUUUUUGCAAAAGUACUGAAGUGGCCACAGAAGGGUAGCAGAGAUUGAUCUAACCCCACUAGGGAAGUGAUGUUACUUGCUAAUAACCUUUUCUUUUCAUCUAGAGUGGUCAUGACCGUAAAAUAAACUGUGUACGGUGGCACCAGGACAAUGGCUGCUUAUAUAGCUGUUCAGAUGACAAACACAUUGUGGAAUGGAACACACAGACGUGCAAAGUGAAAUGGUGAGUCUGGUUUUAAAAACAACACAAAACAGCUACAGAGAAUUUAUUGCUGGAGUAGAUGCCAUACAUGGAGGUUUAAGACAUUUGGGGCGGGGGGGGGGAAUGGCAUAUUUUCUGCAGCAAAUUAUUUCCUCUAUAUUAUGAUGUGCGUGCAGUAAGAAUUCUCAUUCAAGUUGGGGCGCUUAAGGCCUUUACUUUAUGUAGCAAUUAAAUUGGUGGCUGCUGUGUGGACGAUAGGUUGUUUUGCUGCUAAAAGGAUUUAUUUGUGAGUUAUUUUAGUUGCAAUCAGGGAGCACAUUCAGUGUAGAGAACAUGAGAUAAAAAUCAUAGGUAUAUGAGAGAUGAGAUGUUGCAGGUGCCUGGAGGUGUUUAUAGCUGUACAGUGAUAAUAUCGCCACUGAUGUUAUUACAGGAGUGAAUCUGAUUUAUUUCAGAUAGCUGCAUUUAAACUCUGUCUUUGGGAGUAUUUCCUGGAUUCAGAAGAAGCUCAGCAUUUUAAAGUUUCUUAAAGGGGGGCGGGCAGGAUAAAGCACAAGGUCUAUUUAUCUGUUUUGGUUAUUAAAGCACAUUUUCUGAAGAUUAAAGCAUGCAAACUUAAUAGAAGACUUCCUGUGUUGAUCAAGUUGUCCAUUUGCAAAAAAGGGAAUGUUUCUUCCUCACUUAUUUUUUUCUGGCUUCUCUGAAGUUAUUGAGCUUCUGCAAGGAAUGGCUAAACCAAAAUAUGUAUGAUUUGGAAUACCGGAAGCCUUAUGGCAUACCGGAAGCCUUAUGCAGAUUUACAGACCUUACACAUAAUUGUGUUGCCUUCCCUGCUCAGCCUAACAUUUACAUGUUGCACUUGGCAUACAGGCUACAACCAGUUGAUGCAUGUCCAAUUGAUGCGUGGCCAUGCACCCACACAUCAUGGCAACUUGGAAGUGGCCAGAAAAGGGGGCGGGUCUGAUUUAUGCGCACUUCACCAUCACACACGAUUACCUGGGAUACAACCCACAUGCAAAUCGGAGGUUGCCUGUAUAUGUUAGCAUACAACUGCCCAGACUACUGUUGUCUAGGUCUCUUAAGCUGUUACAAAUGAGGCCAGUAUUUGAGUGGGCUGAGCUGGCACAGUUCCGAUGAGCCCUGAAAAGCUAUAUGCACAUUUAUAUAUUUAAGAUAUAUAUACAAUUGGCAAAUAAAACCCAUAACAGCUUGGGACCAGUUUACUUCCAGGAUUACCAUACCAAUUCGACUGCUUUGAUCUGUGGACCUGGUUCUGUUACAGGUGCCACGUAAUACUCAUUCUACAGUUGUAAGAUACUGUUGCAGCACCUGCACUUUGGAACUCCCUGCCUGUUGAUACCAGGCAGGUUCCUUCACUGUAUUCUUUUUGGUGCCUGCUUAAAAUAUUUUUGUUUACGCAAGCCUGUCCAGAUAUAUAGAUGCUGAUGUGUUUUGAUCUUUUAAAUGUUUUAAUUACUUACUUUUAACUGUUUUUAUUGGUAAUUUUAAUACUUCUUGUAAAUCACUUCCCAUGGCACAUUUAACACUCUUGAAACAAAUGUUUUGAGGCUACAGAAUUCUAUUAUUUUAAAUGCCCCUCCCUUUAGUUUUGCCAUGGUACGUACUCUUGCCAGAGCUGUGCUCACUGUUCUUCCCAUUCUUCUCAAACUUUCUAGCAAAUGGAAAGGAGAUAACAGCAGUGUGAGCUCACUAUGCAUCAGUCCUGAUGGAAAGAUGCUUCUGUCAGCUGGUCGAUCUAUCAAAUUGUGGGACCUGGAGACCAAGGAAGUCUACAGAGUAAGUAUUCACUUGGGGUAAAUAAGAACAUAGGGAAGAUUGCUAACUUCUUAUGGUGAACUGAGUUGCUUCACUUCAUCCUGUUUAAGUAAUAUAAUUUAAGAUAGAGGUUUGCUGGAAGGUUUGCUGUGAUGAUACUGUCAAUGUGGUUUCUACUGGCUGACAGUUGAAUGAGGACAUGAGAUUCCUUGGCUGUGUCUGAGCACUGCCAGCAGCCUGUUCACCAAAUUACAUCUGCAUUAUGCAGAAGCAUAGAGUUGUGUCCAGGGGUUUCCCUAAGUAGACAAAAGGCUCUUUGAUCCAGAAGAAGACUCUUGUCUACUCUCAAUCUCAGCUGUUACGUUUGCUUGAUUAUGUGGGGUCUCCCAACCUUUGGAAGAGUCUUUUUGGUGUGCUGCCAUGGGAAAGAGUGGGCAGGGAAGUCUCCUUCCAUCAGCCUCAUCACACACACACUUUUCUAGGUUUUUAGUUAAACAUAACAUAAGUGUAAUGCUAGAGUAGACCAAAAUCCUGUCUUGUCCAGGGUUCUGUUUCCCAUAGAGACCAACCAGGUACCUAUGGGAAGUUUAUAAGCAGGAGAUGAGAAAAAUAGCCGUUGAUUGCCUUAUACAACAAUAGUUUGUCUAAAGCUUUCUAAGGUGGUUCCCAGUCUAACACAGCAAUUUAUGUUGUUGAGCUGAUGAGCUCGAAGCCUUUUUUCCCACUUAGCUAUGUCUUAGUUCCUAAGGUAGAUUUGGAUAUAUCAAAUGACGGAUAUACCCAGACCUAUAAGUUUGUUUCUUUUGAAGCACACUGACCAAUGCUUACCCUGUGCUUAUUUUUCCACAAAUUCUGGAAAAAUGAUUCCGUUACAUGCAGAAAUACAGUACCUUUGAGCACAUGAGAAUGACAAGCUGCCUGUCCCUCCCACCCCAAGACACUGUAAUGCAUUAUUAUGCAAAACUAAUUUGUAAUAGGUUUCCUGCUAUUCUAAGGAGCCUCUUUGAUUGUUGAACCUGACAUUUUUUAUAUUACCUUUCUGGGAAGCUCUACAGAAAGAUGGAAUAGAUUAACUCUUAUGGAAAGAAUAAUGAUUGGAGAAAUAGAAAGCAAUAACAUCAUGAGAUAAUGAUCUAAUGUACUGAAAUGCAUUCUUAAAAUGACUUGCUCAAGCUCACAAAAGAACAUCAUUUCUUUUUUGGAUAAAGAACAUCGUUACCAGUUUACCUCUUCAUUUAUCCCAAACACAAGACUUACAACUUCUGCUGCAAUGCAUAUAAGCUUACUGUUAUUGGAUUUAAAAGUGGUUUUCUUUAAUACUUGCCUUUCAUACUAAUCCUAAAUUCAUUUUCUCGUAAGAAAAUCCCAUUGAUUUUGGUAGAACUGGUGUGUGGAAAAGAUCUUUUAUCUUACAUUUUUUAAUUGGGUUUCAUUUCUAAAAUUUCUUCUCUAGCAUUUCACAGGACAUGCUACAGCAGUUUCAACUCUUAUGUUCGUCACAGUACGGCCUCCCAAUGAAAAUCAACCCUUCGAUGGAAUUACAGGGCUAUAUUUCUUAUCUGGAGCAGUGCAUGACCGGUUACUCAAUGUUUGGUAUGUAGCUUUCCCCCUAACAAUCAGUGUUGUCAGUUUGUACCCCAAAAUAUGAAAUGUACUUAGAAACACAAAAAGCUCCAUGAUCAGAAAUGUGGAUUUUGGAUAGUUGCUGUGAACAGAUGUAAUGAAAAACGUGGCUUCUAUUCCUUCACAGUUCAGUGCAGAAAUGAAUUUCCAGGGUUCUCUGAGCAUGUGCUUACAUUACACUAUGGUGUCAUUGUUUGGUUAUUUUUGCCUCAUUUUUGUCACUAUUAUAUCUCAAGGCAGGUGAGAUCAGACAGGAAAGAAAGGAAUGCUGUAAUGAGUUUCAUGGCUACAGAUGAGCCGAUCCAUAUCGACCUGACAAUGUCAGAAAGCAAAGAGGAGGUAAGGAAAUGUAACUCACCUAUUGAUUUUCUGAUGCCACUGUGUAGAAACUAUUUUGGCUCAGUUCUGAUCUAUUUUGUAUAACUGGAGAACUUAAAAAGCAGCCAUUAAAAAGAAACUUUGUGAUUUUAAAUAAUUAAGUUGUAUUUAUAGUAAAUGUGUCUGAUGAACAUUUCAUAGAAUCAUAGAGUUGGAAAUGGACCCUGAGGAUCAUCUAGUCCAACCCCCUGCAAUGCAGGAAUAUGCAGCUGUCCCAUAGAGGGAUCGACCUGCAUCCUUAGCGUUAUCAACACUAUGCUCUAACCAGCUAAUCUAUUUGACCACAUUUAUAGAAGUAGAGAAAAUAUCUGAAUUAUUGAUAUGGUAGUUGUUUUGUGAUCUGAUGAUGUAUUAUUUCUUUUCAGCCAGUUAAAUUAGCAGUUGUAUGCAGAGAUGGACAGUUGCACUUAUUUGAACAAGUCUUGAAUGGGUAAGUUGGUAUUUAAACAUACACACAUCUCUAUUUCAAUAUUGUGUUACCAAAGCAUUGAAGAGAGUAGUGGGACAAAUCUCUGUUGGCAGCAAGGAUCAGUUUGGAUGUAUCUGAAACACUGAAUACUCUUUUUAAUAGAGCCCAAUAUUUGUGUUUGUCUUAUAAUUUGAUCUUUAAUAGAAGUCCUUUCAGCUGUACUUUUUGAAUUGUUUUUAAUGACUGAAGCAGAGAACUGUGAGAUUGAGGGGGGCAAUACUCAGGUUUGCCUCUGAUUAUCACUGUAGGCAAAUAUAACUUGCCUUUGUUAACCUGUCAGCAAAAUGGCAAACUUGAGGCUUAUUCUCCUUGCCAUCUCAGCACAUGGUAGCUGUAGUUCUCUACAGCAUUCCAACUCUGAGGUAAUUGUGUUGAUGGCAUACUACAAAGAAUUUGAUUGGCUACUUGAUGGUCUUUGGUUAGUUCUGUCAAGGCAAACCAACCUGGGAUAAUUUUUUUUAUGAAGGAUUGUAUACAGAUUAAUGCCUAACUUCAUUCAUUAUGGAGCUUGAGCUUUGAUUGGCAGUAAAAAGUAGCUUUGGAAGGUUGUGAGGCUUGCUCCCAUGUUUGACUGUGAAGAGAUUUUAAAACUGCGGAGACAGGUGUGCAGAAUAUAAUAUUUAACAGACUUAUUUCCUUGCAGUUCCUGCAAAAAACCAUUGACAUCAAAAUGUACAAUCCAGGUAGCAACAUCUGGAGAGGGAAGUGAUACCACGCCAAAGCCAAUCCCUAUUCUAGCAGCUGCAUUUUGUUCCGAUAAGGAAUCAUUGCUACUUAUGUAUGGAAACUCCUUACAGCCUGUCAUUGAGAGAGUGGUAUGUGAUGUCUUUUUGAAACUCAAAAGUUGAUGCCUUGAUACAGAAUCUGAAUCUAAAUUGAGAUUAUUACUAGUUCAUGCUGAGUUUUAUCUGAUGCUCCUUGUAAUAUUUCAGGAAAGCUUUGAUUUUGCUUCAUAAUUAAAAAUUCAUUAAUUAAAAGUUCAUAUAGCCUCUUGUUUUAGCAAUUCAGUUGCAAUUAAAACUUUGUUAGCUUAGUUUAUACAUAGGUUACAUGAUUGGGGGAAGUGGACAGCCUAAAAAGCUUUCAUUCAAGAGUCUUCCCUGUUACUGAAACUACUUGGAUACUUUGACUAAAAACAGUUACUGACCUGUGAAAGUAUCGACAUCUAUUUUUGUGUCUCCCUCUGUUGUAGCCUGUGAAUACUACAGAGUCACAUAUGUGCUUAGUAAGAGACAUUCAGAAGACCUUGAUGCUUAAAACAGAAAUGGCUGUGACAAAGGUAAGAUUGAAAUCUGUUUUUAAGUAAUCCUUUUCAUAAUGAAGAUGUUGGUUUCUUUGAUAUAAUACAUAGAGUAAAAAAAAUAAAUGGCAAGUUCAUGGUGGCAUCCCAGAAUGUAUUUUUAAAUACACUGGCAUUUUUGUCUGUGAAGGUGAUUUGAACCUAAGAUACAGUUCUGCUAUGGAUAUGUUUAAAAUGAUGGAUUUGCGAGUAUAUUCAUGAUGAUAAGUGUGUUGUCUUUAACAACACCUACAAAACUAUUUCGUCUUCAGUUUCUUGAUAUUUUAUCCACUUGCGUAUUGGCAUAGAUGGGCGAAUGUAAGCUUUCUAACAGUGAACUUACAGGGCUUCUUCUGCUACGCUAGCCACAAAGGAAGGGAAAGUUUAAGGUCCUCGAGUAUGCUGUGAUGACUUUGAUCUUGGUUUCGCUUUUUGCUGAAUUCCAAUGAUGACACAUUUCUCUUGGCUGUCUGAGCAUACCUAAAGGAUGGAAAGCAAUUUGUAUAUCUCACAGGGGCAUGCCUCUCUGUUCUAGGAGCCCUUAUAAUUAGGAUCCAAACAAAGCCCACCAAAAUAGUAGACUCAUUGCAAGCAGGAUAGUUCCUUAAUGAGCCAAAUGAGUGUUGCUUAAUGAGCCAAAAUAAUGCUGCAAUCUAAUCAUCUUUGGGAAUAAGCCCCAGGGAAAUAAGUGUGGCUUACUUCUGAGUAGACAUGCAUAGAGCAUUGUCCUGUAAUUACUGAAAAUAUGUAAGUUCUGUUUUUGUCAUGCAUCUGGUGCUAUUAGCUGUUGCUUAUUUUGAUAUUUAUCCAUGUACAAAUUGAGCAUGGAUGGUUCCAGUGGUUUAGUUUAUGACCUUUGGCGAAAACUCAGAUUUCCAAAAUGCAGACUUUUCUUGCAAACAAAUUCAUGUUAAAGUAACCAUAUCAUUCAAAAGUUGUACCCAAUUAAGUUCUACUCAAAGAAGGCCCACGGACCCACUAUUGUGCAUAAGGAUUUUCAUUGCAUAAGUGGGGGGACAGACACUUCCACAGGUCUCAGUACAGGCGGAAUAAAAGAAAAUGUGGGAAGGCCAUUUGAGCUUCUGCUACCUUGCUGUAAGAAUGCAAACGGAAAUCCCAUGGGAAAUUGCCAUGCUUUUACUGGCCUUUGAUACCCUCCACCCACAUAUAUGACUUAAGGAGUGAUCAGUCUACCUACCCUGUAUCUCCUGUUAAUAUGCUUCCUGGAAGGAGGGACUGGAGAGCUUGCCUUUCCCUAGCAGCUGCCCUUUGAAUCUUAGGAUGGUCUAGUGUUCCAAGCAAUCAGUAUAGUUUAAGUCACUAAUAAAGGUGUGGUUUUUUUUUUUAAAAAAAGUACUGAGGCAACUGAGAACUGGCAUAUGGCGGCAUUAGCCGUUCUGCCAUUCCAGCAAUAAUGGCUUUCAGUUCCUAAGGCACAAGAGAUUUCAACAGGUUAUUAGGAUUUUUUUUUUAAAGUGCAUUUUAAAGAUCAUAAAAUUUAAAUUCUAGGUAUUAACCCUGCAGUUCUGUUUGCUUAGUAAGUAUCUUGUUUCUGUUAUUUUUCUUACCGUUUAAAUUGUUUAAAUAAUGAACUAGCUGCCAGGUAUGUUUUCUCUUAAAAGAACAGUUUUGGUUUCAAGUGAAAUAUCUGUUGUGCAAAUUAAAUUGGAGCAAGAUCAAAAUUAUUGUGUAAAAUAGGGGGGCAGUUGUACUCGUACAAACGCAGAUAUCUUUUCUUCUUCUUUUUUAAAAGGUGAAAACUCCCAUAAUCAACUCGGAAGUCAAAACGCUAAUGCCUGGACUUCCUGGCCAUAGUGCAGCUAUCAAACCUUCAUUUCGUGGAGAGAAAAUGGAGACCAAAAGAAAGUCUACUGCAGCUGGUAGAGAGGUGAAUUGAUGUUUGGCCUAGAAUAAAUGCACAGCACAAUCAUCCAUGUACAGUACACACUGUGGAGGAGAAUGCACUUUAGAUAUUUCUUCAGUACACUAACUUUCACGUUGUGUUCUGGGAUCCCUGUGGUUUCUCAGCAAGAAGGCCAAAUACAGUGGAUAAGCUUCCUUGAAGUACAAUUCUUUGCUUUCUCUUUUGCUUUUCUUUAUAGUGUACAUUUGUGGGGCAGUGUUGGGGCACAUUCUCAGUUCACAUGGGGCAGUGUUGAGGCACAGUGUGUGUGGCCAGUAUGCCAUAUCAAUGGCAUAUAUACGUGUGAAGGUAUUGCCACUUCGUGUGUAUGUUUUGUGGUGGUGAUGGGGAAAUGAUUGCUAUUUGUUUUUAAGUGAUUAUUCUAACCAGACAGUUCAGAGGUUCACAAGAAGUGGUCAAAAGUUCAACCCAGGGAAUUGAAACUAAAUCAUUUUAUUUGUAUGCUGCCUUUCCAAGGACGGCUUAGAAUAUUUUUUUUUUUAAAAAAACAUAUGUAACUACAAACAUAAAAAGUCAUAAACAAUAAGCAAACAUCAAAAAGUACAAAAACAAAUUGAACAGUUUCCACAUAAAUCAUAAGAUACAAGCUAAAGAUACAAAGAAUCAACAUCCACCACAGUAACAACAGCCCCCCAAGCAAAAACUGCUAAAGAAUACCCCACUUCCUGGUCAUCCAUUAUCUCUUGAUUGUGUUCUGUCCUUAAGCUUAAUGAAUGGCUGGUCUUUCAACAUGCAACUGUAGUGCUGUGAAGAGGGAUUUGGCUUAUUGGUGGGUGGCAUAAAAAGCACCACAAAGCUUAAUUAUGGGGAUACUGUCCUGUAUGUAGUGCCCCUUGCUGUGCAAAUAAGAAUGACUUUUUCCUUGCUGUAUAGGAGAGCAUUGAAGACCGCCUUGGUGCAAUGGAUAUUGAUGUGAUGAAAAUGAAACAGUCAACAGGAGGCCUUCCACAGACGGACAAUUUUGCAGUGCUUUUAGUUCAGGGUUUGGAAAGCAGUGAUCCUGAAAUACUAAAUGUAAGUGUAAAGAGCGUUGUGGAUAGGGAAGACUCCCUCUUGUACCAAAUAGCCAUAUUUAGUAUUUUAUUUAUUAGGUUUUAUGUAUUGCUUAUGUGUAAGUCAACCUGGAAGCUUUAUUGAAUGGUAGCAUAGAAAUAAUUAAAUGAGGGGUUUGCUUUGGUUACUGCAUGCCUGUUCAUGCAGCAGGCUACCCACACUCCAGGGCUGCAUGUUCCAUGUGUUCCCUCUAUUUUCAAUGUUGUGGCUGUGAGUUCUGUUGCUUAAAUGGUAGCACAUGUUUUCAAGAGGGGGGGAGAUACUGUAAACUUGGGGAACCCCAACAUUUGCAGAAGUACCAAAAGAAGUCUUCAUGAGGACUAAUUUUGCUCAAUCACCACAGAAUGCUGUCAUAGCGUUUCAUCCAGUACUGUAUUGUGCACACGCAGAAUGGAAUUUCACUUGCACAAAGGGACCACCCUCCCUUGUGCACCCUCAAGAUCCGCUCGGGAGAGUUGGGAGAUACUUCGGAGCAGAUUUGGGGUGUGCGUGGGGGGAAGAGGGGAAGGUGAAGUCCUGUUGCGUGAGUGGAAGUGCAUUCAUGCAGUAGCUGUUUGGAAUGAACUGAAAACCUGGUGGGAGGGUGGUUGGAACUAAGGUGUUGUUGAGGAAAGCAUGGCUGACAAGUUUAAUAGUGAGCAUGACCACUCCACGUUGAAACAUUUUGUUGUAGGUCCCACUUGUUUUUGCAUUAUUUUCAUAGAAUUGGAAGGGCCCACGAGGGUCAUCUAGUCCAACCCCCUGCCCAGUAUGGGGCUUGAAUCCAUGACCCUGAGAUUUAAGUCUCAUGCUCUACCAAAUGAGCUGAGGGCUGUGUGUCUAUGUCUGUCUGUCUGUCUGUCUGACUAGUCCAAGGCCAUCUGAUGAGUGGGACUUUGAACUUUGGCUUUACCAGUUGAAUUACAGUGCACUACCCAAUAUGCCACACUGGCUUCUGAUACAGGGCAUUUUUGGUGCUGAGCAUAAGCUAGUAACAUGGUUCUUUCCCUGAUUUGCUUUCCCCUCUUUUAACAGAAAGUGCUUCAAACCAAGAAGGAAGCAAUAAUAAAGAAAACAGUAGCCAGAAUGCCUGUGUACUCUGUCAUUCCUCUGCUGCAUGAGGUAAGAAAUAUUUUAUUAUAAGUCACUACAAUACCAACAUGACACCAGAGUCUUAGUUUAAGCAAGGCAGACACAAGCUUUGUCAUAAACUGGAAUGGUAUGCCUCUUUCAUAUGAAAGUGGCCUUUAGUUCUCAAGAUUCUGUGCCUUGUCAAGCUGAAAGCCAGUUAUGAAAACAAGGUUAGUUUCUUGUCACAUAAAACCUGAUGCAGCACCAGAAGUGAAAUAAAUGGUUGUUCUGAAAAAUGGAAACAGACAGCACUGUAUCUUAGUAAUAUCUGCAUAGAAUGCAUUUUACCACAAGUGAAUGUAGUUCAUUGCAUUAUUCCAAGCGGAAUGGCUGCCAUGACAUAUUCAGAGGAGAAUAUUGCCGCUGUGCUACUUGACAGAAGUUAAGCUGUUCAGACUAUCCAAAUAAUUUUUAUUGGUUUUCAUGUAAAUACUAGAACUACAUAUAAAGAAAGAGACUUAGGGAUCAUAAUUGCAGAUAAUAAAUGGCAAUCAAUUUGGCACACCCCAUCCCUAUGAACCAUCUCUGCUCGUUUGCAGGAGGCUUCUCUUUAAAUUAUAUUUUGCUGUUCAGACUAGUAAACAGCUGUGUGUAGAAACCAAGCCGAUUUGUACACAAACCACAGCAUGUUGUCUUGAAUUUGCCCAUUGGCUUUUAUUCUGAUGGCAGCUGAACACUGAAACAUCACAUUAUGUUGUAACUUGUGGUUAAAAAUGAGUGCAGUGCAUGAUUUUGAAUUUUAUAUCAAGUUCCAUUCUGCUUUCUCAGUGUUCAACAGAGCUAUCACACUAUAAUCAAACUUGCUGAAUGAUCCCUGGUUAAACCAAGGGCUCACUUUGUGCAGCCCUUUGUGUAAAAAUAAAAAAACCAAGUCUGAAACCAGCAUUUAACCAAUGGACCAAUAUUUUAAUAAGCUGGUGUUGAUAGAUAAUGUUUUGCAAUCUGGUUUGCCAUGUAGUACACUGUUUUCUGGGGUUUUUUGUGCUCCAGUAACAAACCUGUGCUAUAAAAAAUACUUUAUGAUGACGAUGAGUAAAAUAGCAAAUGGAACAGAAAGCUGAGUUACAAACCUAUUUGGAAGCAAGGUUUUGAACACUUGAGAAUUUAUAUUUGCCUUACCGAAGAAAACUGUUUAUAUCAGUCUUGUUAUAGCUGUGCCUGCUUUCUCUAUUCCAUUUUAGCUCACAAAAAGGCUGCAAGGGCACCCAUAUAGGUAAGCAGAGAUUACAUAUUUUUCUUCAUUAAAAUGUGAAAGCACAACUCAGGGCGGCGGUCAACAUAUAUGACAUAAUUCUGUAAAAGAGUUACUAUCAAAGGAGACAUAACCAGCAGUUAAAGAUCAUAAAAACAUCUGAAACUGUACUAAUCAAUAUUUAACAGGGAGGAAAGUUCCUUGUAGCAGCUCUGAUCCAUCCUUCUGUUAGACAGUGAUAAAUGAUAGUCUCCCGAUCCAGCAGUAGUGGUGCUUAAAAGAGCAUUAAUGUUCAGUUAGUAGCACCAGAUGAAUGCAGCAUGGCUGGGUGACAUCCACAGACAGAUGUGCAUCUGAUUUAUUUAUCUUUCAGGCAAACUGAUAGUUAUUGCUAUUGCAAAUUCCUCAAUUAUUAAAGACGGCAGAAUGGUUAAAUCAUCAUAAUAACUUAGAGCUGUCCUGGUUGAUCUUUGUCUGAUACCCUGGGGAGCCAAAGACAGUCAAAGGAGGUGAUUCUGAGUUAGAGGGCCGUAAUUCUGCAUUGAGGUAGCUUUCUAUGUGCACUCUCAUCUGCUUUGGGGAAAUAAGAUGUGAGUGAGGCGGUGCUGCCCUUUGGGCUGAUGUAAAUGCCACUGCUGUGAACUGUACUGCUUAGAUGGUGCAUUGUGCACAUCAUGAUUUCUGACAGUUUCUUCAUUUGUAUCCCUUUGUGAAGUGGGUUGGGUUCUUCAUCUUGAGAUAUGAAGCAUGCUUUGUAUUGUUUUUCUAACCCAUGUCAGUAAAUGCAGGUCACUCUCUUUACUCCUUGUUUUCCAGCGCCUCACAAAUGGUUCGAUGGCUAAAGGCCGUUUUAACUAUACAUGCAUCUUACCUUUCAACAGUAAGUACUCUUAAACGCUCUCCUCUGUCCCAACUUUGUGCUUCAACGAUCCCAUUUGUGUGACCUGAAUUCUUUGCCUGUCCCAAAGCUCACUGAUUCUUAAUGCUAAGCCCCAUUGCAUGCAAGCAGAAGCUCACAUGCGCAACAUUGCGUUCUGCCCAUGGUUCUGAAUUGUGCUGAUAUUGAGACUAUGGGCAGAUCCACACCUUCAAAAAUUGAAACCCCACUGCAGCAGUCCAGUGACAAAUAACAAUGGUGUCUCUCAUUGAUUAACUUAGUGGUGUUAAUCCAACCUGUGUGCCUAUUCGGGCCUCCCUGUUUGGUCCAAAUAUGCCCACCUGCCCAUCAUCUGACAUCAGGUGGGGAGAAAAGAAGAAUUGGACACUAAUUCUUAGUACCUGUAAUACUUUUGCUUCGUGGGAGAAAACCAUUACUGAUGCUGCUGGUCUCAUGCCCAUGGAAUGGAAUUUCAAAACUGGGGAGUCACCACAGAGAAGGCCAUAUUCCAGAAGAUGAGACCCAGUAAUUGGUUGUCUCUUUGACAUCUGAUGGGAAGGCAUUCCACAGGAUGAGCGUCACUACCAAGAAAGCCCUCAGAGCUGGACCUCAGUGUCUGGGCUGAACAAUGUUGGUGGAGACGCUCCUUCAGGUAUACUGAGGGCUUUAAAAGUCAACACCGAUACUUUGAAUUGUGUUCGGAAACAUACUGGGAGCCAAUGUAGAUAUUUUAGGACAAGGAGUUACAUGGUCCCAGCGGCUGCUCCCAGACACCAGUCUAGCUGCCGCAUUCUGUAUUAAUUGUAGUUUCCAAGUCACCUUCAAAGGUAGCCCCACAUAGAGCAUAUUGCAGUAAUAAAGUGGGAGAUAACCAUGUACCCCUCUUGUGUAUAUGUGUAUAUUUAAUAUUUAUAUUUAAUAUUUAUAAUAUUGCAGCUGGCUUGGUGUUAUAAUAAAAUGUUGACUAUUCCCAUGUAUCUUGUUAAGAGACAAAUGCUUUCUCCCUCUCCUUCUCCUCAGUUGCCAGAUCUGGUCCCUCAGCUGGGAAUGCUAUAUCAGUUAAUGGAGAGCAGAGUGAAGACUUUGCAGAAGCUCUCUCGCUUACAUGGAAAACUCUACCUUAUUGUCACCCAGGUGAGUUGAAGUGGGUUGUAGGGCACAGGAAAACUAUGAAUGUAAGAAUGGAGGGAUGUUACAUCUUACAAGAAUCAUGGCUUAUACUCUCCUGGGUUUAAUAAUUGAUUUUAAUAGUACUGUACAGUAUUUCUCACAGUCCUGUUGCUUCUUAAAAGCUAAUAGUCGUGACAUAAGCAGUUAAGAACUAAAUCCCACAUUGUCAUCUUGAUGACAAUAUAUCCUGCAGUAUAUUGGUUCAGCCUACUGUGAAGAAUACAUCUGAGCAGCUAACAAAGUUCUAGCCCAUGGACGUUUUUGCCACAAUAACGUUUUGAGUCUUUCAGAUGCCAGAAGGCUCCUCAUGAUCUAUUAUAGAGAAACGAGGAUAUUUCUUUGGAAAUAUUUUGAAAGACGUAUAUGUCUCUGUGUGAUUAUUUUUAUAUUACAAUAACAUACUAUUCUGGAUAACUUUCUGGCAUUCAUUAAGUCUUACAAUUUUCAAGAAGUGUUUCUGAGCAUAUGGGUAGAAUCAGGUGUUAGAGAUGCAAACAUUUAAUGUAACCGUCUGAAACAUCCACAUGCUUUUAGUUGUAUUGUAAACUUUUCUCAUCCAACAGGAACACAGCAAGCUCUCCGAGCAGCACUGCUUUUUAAUUGCAUGCAAUUCAUUUUACUUUCUAUGAAGUAAUGCAUGUUCUACACAUGUGGUAGAAUGGCAUCGUUUUAUAAAAUAUUGCUACAGCCCCUGUUAAUGCCAUACAUUUCUUUUCAGGUUGCUGCAUUGGAACAGACUCAGGAUGUGCCUGAUGUCAACCAGACUGCAAAGCUGGUGUAUGAAGAAGGUAAGGAAAAGGGACUUAAGUGGAGGUGCCUUGGGAGCUAUCAGGGAACAAGAUGGGCUCUGUUAAGGCCGUGGCCCCUUUGUUUCAGAUUUAGAUUUGUGCGUGUAGCAUUUUGGUCUUAUAGACUGCAAUUGGUAAGGAAGAGAAUGAUUCCACAUCGCUGAAAUAAGCCUCAAAUAGUUGAAUCAGUUUUAUUGCUGUGUUCAUGUCAGGCUCUCAAAAGUUGCUUCCAGUAUUAGUCUCUGCAUGGAAGGAAGAGUUGGACUGAGCCUGCUGCCCCAUGUUCAGCAUUGCAUGUCCAGUCCCCUAUACUCAUGAGUUCAGCAAAACAUCUGAAAAGGCCGUUUCCAUCCAGGCAUACAAUUAAUAGCCAUGUAGGGGCCCUUUUCAGGUGUCCCCUUGAACAUGCAGGUGUUUGGGCUAGUGGGGGCAGGUGACAUGGUAUAGACUAAACAGGGGGAGGAGAUGUUAUAUAAAGCCUUAAGACUGCAUGCAUAUAGGCUUUAUGUAAAAUCUGUAUAAAAUGUAUAUAUCCCAUCAGAAAUUGAAACGCUACUGCCGCAGUCCAGAGAUCAAAAACAAUGGUGUCAUUGAGUAACCUGAUGGGGACUCAAGGUGGCUUACAGAUAAUAAAGAAGCAGCUGAAAAACCCCAACAACAAUUAAACAUUAAUAUAAUUAAAACACGAUCUCACUUGUAUGCGUGUAUGUUUGUAGAUAUAAAAUAUCUAUUUAAAAACAUUAUUAACCAUGCAGCUUGCCUAAUUGUAGUGCCAGAGUGUUUGGUCAGAUUAAUUCUAGAAGUUGGCUGGCUAGUUUACUGGUCCUGAAUGACUAGAGGAUUUGGUGAGGGUUACAACCAAAUGAGAAGCAUAAAGGGGUUUUUGCUUCCAUGUUACAGGCUGAAACCAGCUUGUUAGUCUUCUUUAAGAAGGCUUGGGGACUACUGUUAAACUUUGAACCCUACUGAACCUGUUUUUUUUCUGCCAGCAAAAUUGCUUUGGAUCUUUCGAACUAAUAUAACAAUAGGUUAAAUGAAAGAGUUUUUUAGCAUAUAGUAGUGCACGCUCUUAGUAUCUCUUUGAAGAAAGGUCUGUCUCAAACCUCGUGCAUUCUGUCCUGACAGAAUCAUCAGAGGAAGGUUCGGAUGAUGAGAUGGCUGGAGAAAAUGAUUCAGAUGUAAGUAAAAGCUCCCAAUUAGUUCCUUUCCCCACGCUUGGAGGUCAGGCUCUUAAAAGUGAUCACAGUAGUCACAUGUCUUGUCACUUUCUCCUGCAGGAGAACUGGGAUGAAGAGGAUGAGAAAGAGGAAAGCGAUGAGAACGAUGAAAGAGAUGAACUUUCAGGCGACGAACAAGAAAUGGCUAUAGAAAAAGAAAUCAAUGGGGAAUCAGAUUUGGAUCCAGAAAAUGAAAGUGAAGAAGAAUAGCAUAUGCUUUAAAAGGGGGCGAAAACUCCUAUUAACUGGCCUCCAAAACUUUCUGGACUGCCACGCUGAAAACCGCUUACAACACACAAUGGAUACUUGGCCCAACGGCUGUGAUGGCAUAUUGGGACACUGUAUUUCCAAGCCCAGAAUGUGUAACAAUGCCAGCCUUCUUAUUCCUUUACCACCUGUCCUAUACUUCCUGGGAUCACAGUGAAAGAUUUUUCUUCUACAUAGUAGGCAAAGAUUACCCCCCAUUUUCUGGACAUUUCAUUUUGCAUCUUGAAUGAAAUAGUUUUACCAAGGCUCUUUGGAUGAUAAACUUGUUGCAGCUCAGUUUCAACAGUUCCAAAUUCUGACGGAAUGAAGACCACUUCUACCUUAGCCCUCUUUAGUUAAGUACUUUUCCAGUUGGCACCUUGCUGCAUUUUUUGGAAGAGAAUAAAUAUUUUUGUAAGACCUUAAUGUUGAUUGUUCUUCCUCUUCUCUCUCUCCGCCCAUGUCCGUUCGCUCAUAACCGAAUUACUUAGGCCUUGGCAGUGGUACAACGCCAAUCAGGCUGAGCAAAGCAUUUUCUUUUUGAAACCAAACUUUUUAUAUGUGUGUGUGUGUGUGUAAAAUCAGUCACUUUUCUUGUACUUCAGAAAAACAAAAGAAAAUUAGGUUCAUUGGUGGUUCCUGACCUCUUAAUUUUAAUUGAGCUUGUAUAUAAGUUUAAUGCUGACCCAGAGACAAGAGUCCAUCUUUGGAAGGAUAAGGAUAAAAAAAAAAUGAAAAGAGGGGGCAGAUGCUUGUGAAUAAUGUAACACAACACGUAUACAUUUAUUAGGAAUUUUUAAUCUUCAGGGCAGAACAGGGGUUGCCAUUAGUUCAAUUAAACUGAAGUGGUAUGAACAAUUUUUGAGAGCAAGGUUGGGUAAAGGUUUUGAGCCAUUAACCAGUAUAAUGUACAGUUAUUUGUCUAUAAUUGGAGCUGUUGCAACCAAAUACUGCCCUCCUUUGUAAAGUGAAUAAAUAUACAUUGCCUUUAUCAUGUACUAGUCCUGUCAUGUGUUGGGUUAUAGUUGAGUGCUUGCAAGUUGAAUUUUGUACUAAUGAUGAUUUAUCAAUUCUGUAGAUUUAUCAGAUUCUUCCACUAGCCUUCACUCUUAGGUUUGAAAUUACUUUUACAGAGACUCCUUUUUAUGAAGGUUCUUGCAGGGGUGGGAUGCUCAGUAAGUUCUGCAGCUAAUUGUUUAUUAUUUAUUAAAUUUGCUUACUGCCCUUCACAGAUCUCAGGGCAGUUCACAACAAUAAUGUGAAUUAUUGGAAAUCUCAAGCAUCACCUCUUUUUAAGUAUAUGGGUUGUAUUAAAAGUUUUAGAGAGGCAGACAUAGCUAAAACAAAUACUAUCCCACAAUAAUUACUAUAGUCUGUAUUUCCAUAUCAAGAAUUUAAACAUUCUUAUUACAUUAAGUUUAUUCUAUAAAUGUAAGCAACUCAGUCCAAGUAUUUACAUGUACCUUGCUUUGUUACUUCAAUUUUGGUGGGACGUCUAUUAUAUUUUUUUAAAGAUUCAUUACGGCACACUCCUUUUACCUCAAAAUUAAUUUAAUAUUAUAUAACAGAAUUCUGACUCCAAGGGAGUUUAGGAGAAUAGGUGUCAGGCACUAUAUGUGUUCACUGUGUAAGUCUGAACUACCUGCCAUUUUAAAAACUGCAGUGAGAAGGCCACCUGUC
Molecule: messenger RNA, 24900 nt
Organism: Podarcis lilfordi (Lilford's wall lizard)
Lineage: Eukaryota; Metazoa; Chordata; Lepidosauria; Squamata; Lacertidae
Source: the annotation of a GenBank genome assembly